AGCACGCAUCCCGGCAUGUCCUUUUCCGUCAUUCUCAACACCUCCCAGUACUUAAGCAGCUGGCCCGCUCUUAGCUUCGUCGUGCUCACCUUAACCACGACGAUGGAGGCCUCGUCGUCGUCGCUGAGUUCGCUGCGGCACAGGCUGAGGGCCACGGUGUGCUGCUGCUUCGGCCAGGGCGGUGGCGCCGGGGAGCGGAUGCGGUGGCGCCGCCGCGCCGGCGUCGGGGAGUUCCGGUACGACCCGCUCAGCUACGCGCUCAACUUCGACGGAGGGGGCGUCGACGUUUGCGACGAGGAAGAGGAGGACGUUCAUGCCGGCCGCGGCGACGGUCUCCUCUACCAGAGCUUCUCGUCGCGGCUGUCGACGCCGGCGGCGAUCGUCAAGGUCGCCUGAGAAUUGGCUACCUGAUCGGAAGGUCCGAUGAGUUCAAGAAUACAUACGAUGUUUCCUACUUGAAUUGCGUGCAACAACUCCAUGCGUUCGUCUCUGUUUUGAUUCUACAUGUGUCAAAGUGUGAAACAUCCAUGUAAAAACUUAGUUAUGUUACGUGCUUGAUUAUCGAUUAAUAUCCCAUUUGGAGGGCUUCCAGCUUUGUUUACGACGCAAGAAUUUCACAAGAGGUACUAGCGUUCUGUU
Phragmites australis (common reed) is the source of this 639-nucleotide messenger RNA. RefSeq lists its product as uncharacterized. Bases 16 to 396 code for a protein of 126 amino acids. The record is from RefSeq and is a predicted model, not a curated record. The transcript has a single exon. NCBI's taxonomy places the organism in Eukaryota, Viridiplantae, Streptophyta, Magnoliopsida, Poales, Poaceae.